Messenger RNA from Budorcas taxicolor (takin), 1008 nucleotides. RefSeq names its product monoacylglycerol O-acyltransferase 1 (gene MOGAT1). NCBI's taxonomy places the organism in Eukaryota, Metazoa, Chordata, Mammalia, Artiodactyla, Bovidae. The record is from RefSeq and is a predicted model, not a curated record. Gene Ontology annotation, molecular function: diacylglycerol O-acyltransferase activity. Gene Ontology annotation, biological process: diacylglycerol biosynthetic process; triglyceride biosynthetic process. The transcript has 6 exons. Gene Ontology annotation, cellular component: endoplasmic reticulum membrane. Bases 1 to 1008 code for a protein of 335 amino acids.
AUGAAGGUGGAGUUUGCGCCGCUCAACAUCCCGCUGGCGCGGCGGCUGCAGACAGCGGUGGUGAUGUAUUGGGUGCUGUCCUUCCUGGUGCUCGCAGGGGUAUGCCUCGGAAUUACCGUGUUCCUGAUCAUACGCAACUACUGGUUCCUCUACCUCCCUUACUUGACAUGGUUUUACUUUGACUGGCAAACCCCAGAGCAAGGAGGCAGAAGAUCCGAAUGGGUCAGAAGCUGGGCCAUUUGGAGGUACUUUAAGGACUAUUUUCCAAUUCAUCUCAUCAAAACCCAGGAUUUGGAUCCGAGUCACAACUACAUAUUUGGGUUUCACCCCCAUGGAGUGCUUGUGGCUGGAGCCUUUGGAAACUUUUGUACAAAUUAUUCCGCCUUCAAGGAGCUAUUUCCUGGCCUUACCUCCUAUCUUCACGUGCUGCCGCACUGGUUCCGGUGUCCGCUCUUCCGGGAAUAUGCGUUGAGUAUUGGGCUAGUCUCAGUUUCCAAGAAAAGUGUGUCCCACGUGUUAAGCAAAGAGGGAGGUGGAAACAUCUCAGUCAUUGUGCUCGGGGGCGCAGAGGAAUCACUGGAUGCCCAUCCUGGGAAGUUCACUUUGUUCAUCCGCCAGCGGAAGGGAUUUGUGAAAACUGCUUUGACCCAUGGUGCUUAUUUGGUGCCAGUGUUUUCUUUUGGUGAAAAUGAACUAUUUAGUCAAGUUAGCAACCCCAAAGGAUCAUGGCUUCGAAAUGUGCAGGAGAAACUACAGAAGAUGAUGGGAUUUGCUUUGCCACUGUUCUACGCCAGAGGAAUUUUUCAGUACAGUUUUGGCCUAAUCCCCUAUAGGAAGCACCUUCACACUGUUGUUGGCCGCCCAAUCCCUGUUCGUCAGACCCUGAACCCAACCUCAGAGCAGAUUGAGGAGUUGCAUCAGACCUACAUGGAGGAGCUGAGAAAAUUAUUUGAAGAACACAAAGGGAAGUAUGGCAUUCCAGAAAAUGAAGCUCUCCUUUUUAGAUAA